AUGGCUAUCGGUAAGGUAACAAAGAAGAGAGUAUCAUCUAACGUCAUUGAUGCGGAUGUCACUUCUUCCAAGGUGAUAUUCCAAGAAAAAGACGCAUCUAGAGAAAAGCUCAGUCAUAACCAAAAACGUGUAAAUCAUGUAACCAGUGAACAAAGACGUCGUGAGAUUCUGAGGGAGUAUUACGAUCGGUUAGUCAAGAUAGUGCCUGAUCUUGAGGAGUCUGAAAAUAGGUCUGAAUGGCAGAUAUACGUAAAAACGAAAAACUACUUGCAUUGGCUCUAUACAAGGAAUGAGCAGCUGCGGAAACACUUGAAUUACUUUAAUGUCACAUGUCCCGAACACCUAGUUUGGGAAUAUCGUGAAGUUUGA
This is a messenger RNA of Eremothecium cymbalariae DBVPG#7215, 369 nucleotides long. RefSeq names its product Ino4p (gene INO4). The record is from RefSeq and is a predicted model, not a curated record. NCBI's taxonomy places the organism in Eukaryota, Fungi, Ascomycota, Saccharomycetes, Saccharomycetales, Saccharomycetaceae. Gene Ontology annotation, molecular function: protein dimerization activity. The transcript has 2 exons. Bases 1 to 369 code for a protein of 122 amino acids.